This is a messenger RNA of Xiphias gladius (swordfish), 2039 nucleotides long. RefSeq names its product cell division cycle associated 7b (gene cdca7b). The transcript has 10 exons. Gene Ontology annotation, cellular component: nucleus. Bases 312 to 1556 code for a protein of 414 amino acids. Lineage: Eukaryota; Metazoa; Chordata; Actinopteri; Istiophoriformes; Xiphiidae. The record is from RefSeq and is a predicted model, not a curated record. Gene Ontology annotation, biological process: regulation of DNA-templated transcription.
ACUGCACCAUUGUGACUGCGGGUGGGGGACGCAGGAGAGAGACUACUCCUAAACAUAAAAAAAUACCCUUUCUCAAAAUUGCAGAAGAAUAAAGACUUUCUAUACUAAACUAUCAUUAUUGGACUCUAAAAAUCACAAUUAUUGGACUUAACUGCCAAUUUAGAAAUAGGCCCAUCAACGACAAAACCCUGCUUUGCAAUCACCAGACCGCUCUAGCGGUUAAUUUUUUAAAUCCACCUCUACUGAUUGGUUUUCAUGUGACAAGACACAACUUUUUGUUGGGCCGAAAUUUGCCGGAAAACGGAUUUAAAAUGACCCUCACAUCAAAGACUCCACGUUUCAAAUCCAAGUUUAUCACUGCUGAGCUGGCUCAUCUGUUCAGCCAGUCGGACAGUGAGGAGGAAUUUGAAGGUUUCAGCGAGGAUGAGGACGAAGAGGACAGAGGAUGUUGUAACAAAAGUCUGAAGACCAAGAUGGUGGAUUCAGAGGAGGACAGCGAUGUGGACACAGGCUUCUACUCUGAUGGCGAGGAGGCUCCCCCUCCAAAGAGGAGGAGUCUUUUAGUAGCCCUGAGGUUUCCCAUGAAAAGACUGUCUACUCCUAAACAGGAACCACAGGAGAAAAAUGUCAAAAAGCCUGUCAAAAAAACUCCUCCUUCAAGGACAGCCAGAGGAAGGCAGAGGAUGAAGCAGAAGCAGGACGAAGAAGAAGAAGAGGAGGAGAAGGAGGAGCAGGAGCAGGAGCAGGAGCAGGAGCAGGAGCAGGAUGGGGAUAAAGAGGAGGUCCUAUCUCAGAGUCUAAGGAAACGAGACAAGAACAUCCAGGAAAACAAGGCCAUGCUGGCUAAGCUGUUUGCUGAUCUGACCACUAUGGCUGACCUGACUCUGCCCACCACCCCUCAAAAGAAGAAGAAGAAGCAGGCGCCACAGAGAGCAACGCCAGGGAAACGCAAAUUUGAACCAGAGAUGGGGUCAGAAAGGAGGAACCCGUCUCGUAAGGCUCGUCCUCCUGAGAACUUUGCGGUGGAAGAGAAGAGCGAGCCACUCACCCACAGAAGCCCCAGGACUGUAGACAUCAGGAGACUGGUGGAGGUGGAUGAGGAACAUGUCGGUGAGAGAAGGAAAAAGAGGAAGAGCCAGAGUUCGAGGAGGAGCCAGUAUGUGGUGAAGUCAGUCGACGACAUCACCAAAGAAGACCUGGACAACAUAGCGUACCGCAGCAAAGACAAGAUAUGGGAUAAAGAGAAUGGCAGCUCAUGUCACCAGUGCAGACAGAAGACUCUGGACACCAAGACAGUGUGUCGCAGUGGUUUCUGUGUGGGGGCCAAAGGUCAGUUCUGUGGGCCGUGCUUGAAGAACCGCUAUGGAGAGGACGUACGCACUGUGCUGCUAGACCCGACGUGGUCAUGUCCCAUCUGCCGAGGGAUGUGUAACUGCAGUCUGUGUCGAAAGAAGGAGGGCCGCUGUGCUACUGGCAUCCUGGUGGGAUUGGCCCGCUACAACGGCCACGACAAUGUCCACGAGUAUCUGGAGAGUAUUCAGAAGGAGCUGCAGUAAAGUCCAGAGUACUGACCAGCGAGGACAACCCGCUUGUACAGCUGGUACCUGGAGGAAGUUAUGGUGCUGCAUAGUACUGUAGAACUCAUUUAAUGCACAUUUGUAGGUUUAGGUCAGCCUUUUAUCUAACUAGAGAAACAAAAGCAAAAAGAUGUUUGUUUGUUUUUUUGUCACCAUAAGAUGAGGCACAUACACUGUUAAUAUGUUUUAUAUAACCUGGUUUACCGCUGCAUAAAAUGCAGUAAUGUUUUUUUAUUGUUUAAAAGCCAGUACUCAGUUUUGAGUUGUAUAUUUUCUUUGGAAUAUUUCUACUCUUGAUGUUCAUUAGAACAAAUGUAAGUGGUUCAUUUCUGUGUUACGGAUGCAAACGGAGCCUUUUAUACCAGCUACUUUUCUAAAAGUGGUACAGCUUUCUUGUCAGUCCACUGUAAAUUUUAAUAAAGAAAUGGCAUUAUCUAAAGGAUUAGCCAUGUUUUUGAAUUA